AUGUCAAAAAUUUCUUCACCACCAUAUGUGUUGUUGUAUUUAGUCCUUGGCCUCCUAAAUACAUGUGCACAAGUAUCAGCAUGCAAUUCAACGAUAUAUUGUACCGGUGAACUCCUGCAUACAGUUCAGAUUAGGAAAAUUUUUGGCCAUUCACGUACUUUUGUUGAUUUAAAACUUACGAAGUCUCCAAAAACAGUACUUAGGACUUUUGAGGCACUUAUGACGGAAACGGACAAUAAUCCUAGCAGCGUUCAGCUCAGGGGUUUUCUUGAGAAACAUUUUGAAGAUAGAGAGGAACUUCGUUAUUGGCACCCAACAGAUUUCACACCCGUUCCUCCAAUUAUAAGUGAAAUUAAAAAUCCUGAUCUCUUACAAUUUGCUAAAGACAUUAUCAAUAUCUGGCCAAAACUGGGACGGAAAGUAUCCAAGGAUGUAUACAAGAAUCCAAAGCUAUAUAGUUUUAUAUAUGUACCGAGAGGAUUUAUAGUGCCCAGCGAAAAUUAUAAAGAAUUGUACUACUGGGACUCCUACUGGAUUAUCCGAGGUCUCCUGAUCAGUAAAAUGAUGAAAACUGUAAGGGGCAUGAUCGAAAAUUUUUUGUACCUUGUAGUAAAGUUCGGAUAUGUACCUAGCGGCACUCGAGUCUAUUACCUGGGCAGAAGUCAACCACCAUUUCUUUCCUGGAUGGUUUAUGACUAUUUUACAGCAACAGGAGACAAAGCAUGGCUGGAACAAAAUAUCGCGACCGUGGAAACAGAACUGCAAUAUUGGCUCAAAAAGAAGACCGUUACAGUUGAACUUAAGGGGAGUGGAUACACAUUACUACGAUAUGUAUCGGAUAAAUAUUUCAAGGGUCCUCGUCCAGAAUCUUACAACGAGGAUUACACGAACGCUCAAAAGGUACCCGAAAACAUACGUGAGUUAUUUUAUAUGCAGAUCAAGAGUGCUGUGGAAAGUGGUUGGGACUUCUCAUCUAGAUGGCUCGUGACUUCUGCAGCAAAAGCCGAAUUCAAUCUUACCGAUGUUAGCACUACAAAAAUCCUGCCGGUUGACCUGAAUGCAAUAUUUGCUGCAGCUCUACAAAAGACCGGUAACCUUAGAGAUCAUCUUGGACACCAUCAAAGUGCCACGAAGUGGUGGAAUCUAGCUGAGCAAUGGAGAGACGCUAUUGAUAACGUUCUAUGGGAUUCUGAUGACGGUGUUUGGUAUGACUUCGACAGUCGGCAAAUGUCGCGGAGGAAAUUUUUCUAUAUAAGCUGUGCAUCACCUCUUUGGGCAGGCGCCGUCGAACCUUGGUUAGUACCAGAACGUGCCAGAUAUUUCGUAAGAUACUUGGAGUCAAGUGGUGCAUUGAGAUUUCCAGGCGGAGUACCUGCUUCACUAUGGCACACAGGAGAGCAGUAUGACUAUCCAAAUGUGUGGCCACCACUCCAGGCUAUGAUGAUAAGUGCAUUGGAGAACAGUGAUUGUAGUGAAGCGAAGCGUUUAGCAAGACACCAAAUACAACUUUGGGUACGCGCUAUGUACGCGGGAUUUAAGAAAUAUAAAAGAAUGUUUGAUAAUUAUAAUUGUUUGAUCACGGGCGAGCAUGGAAGUCGUACCGAUUAUAUAAGUCAAUAUGGUUUUGGAUGGACGAAUGCAUAUACUCUAGAACUUCUUCAAAAAUACGGGUCUGAGCUAACUCUUGAUUAA
Arctia plantaginis is the source of this 1692-nucleotide messenger RNA. The record is from the annotation of a GenBank genome assembly. Lineage: Eukaryota; Metazoa; Arthropoda; Insecta; Lepidoptera; Erebidae.